UUCUGAAUUUAGCCAAUUGUCUCAGCUGCGAGGCUCCAAGUUACUAUUUUAUAAAAAAUGUAUAGCAACCAUUUCCAAACUGUGUUAUUAAUUUGAAGAUAUACUUAUUUAAUGUUAUGUAAAAAAAUAUAUCUCAUAGUAAAACAAGUUGUCUUUGAUAAAAUAGAGAGAAAAUAGAGAUAUGAGUAGGAACAACGUUCAACGUAAAGCCCAUGUCCCGUUAUUUAACAAAUCAUCUUAGUUAAAGGCACAGCUUAAUAAAGUCGUGCAAUAACACUGCGGGAGAAUGCAUGAGAAGAGUCUUUAUCUGCAUUGUUAGCUUUCUAGCUGUAUUUAAAAAGAUUGCUUUCUGAAAUUCAGAAUAGUCUUGUCUUCCAGAUCGGGAGGAAGCUCGGAGGAGGAGUAGACUACUUCUCGCGCUCUGCUGCUUCCAACACCAGACCCUCAUACAUCAGUUGCGCCCUCAACACAUACUAUGGGCGCGAUGGCCGAGGACCACUACCGUUGGAAAGUAACUUAACAUGAAAAGACCAGUUUUCUGAAGGACGGCUUCACUGAUACAGUAGAUGUAUUGAACAGGCUACGUGCGCGUAGUAACCCAAAAUGAACUCAGAGUAUAAGAAGCCAACUGUGGCUCCCAAGCCACAGCUUUUGAGCCAGGUCAACUUCAAUCUGUCUUCCUCCCUCAUGUCCAGACCUUGUUUCUCAACCAGAGGUCCCAAACCUCCUAUUGCUCCCAAACCUAAAGUACCACAGAGACCGAAAGAAACAAACAUCAUAUUCUGUAACCAUGCCCAAGAUAAGUGCAAUAAUGGGACAGACAAGGAUUUGGACCAUGAAACAGACCUGGAAGACUGCCUGAGUGGAGGGGAGGCCCAGGGGUCAGAGGGGGAGGGUUUAGAUGAGGAUGAAGACAGACCAGUAGAACCUCAGUUUGACAACCACAAUUUCAGUUCAGGAAUCAAACAAUUAGAGAAUGGAUCUGAGGAACAAGAGGACAAGGCAAAGGAGAUGGCAAUCAUGGAGGAAAUGAUGCAGGAAGAGGAAGACUGGAGAAUAACAGACAGAACUCAAACAGAGGAAGUGGACUCUCUGGACACGCUGGAGGUCAGUGAUGCUGGAUUCACCAUUGACUCAAUGGAUGGGGUGGAUAUGAUUGACUCAGACCUGACUGAUGACAUUGAUGCUGAGGGCUGUGAUGCAGGCGAGGCUCUGGCUGACACAGAUGGCCUCUCAGUGGGAGACUUCUCUGUCACUAGCAUUGAGGAGGAGGAGGAAGCCUGCUGCCUCUGCAGAACUGUGUCUGGGAGAGAGGACAGAGAAAUGAAGGAGGAUAGGGAACAUAAUAUCCAGGGAGAGGCAGAAGCUGUCAGUAUUACAACACAUGCAGUCACAGAUUCUCUUGAAGAGGAACCUUUCAUUGUUUUUACCAAGGAACACUGUUUUCACAGUACCCAUCAUUCAUCAUCUUCCACAGUUAAUGAGGAGAGAGUGGUGGAAUGUUCACAUAUUCUUGACAUUCCUCCAAAUGUCAGAGAGAUGGAGGGUGGCUAUGACGAAAAGGAUCUAGGCUCUACUGUUGCUCAAGAGAAGACUGAAAUGACCCUGCCUGAUGGUUAUGGGAGCACCAAGGACAAGGCUCACUGGAUUCAAACAUUCUCUGUGAUUAAACAAAUUGUGACAGUUCCACACAGUUUCUCUGAAAGGGAGUGCCAAGACUAUAAGGAUGGAAAUGAAAACAACCUUUUAGACAAACAGGAGGAACCUGAUGCUUUUGAGGUUCACCAGACCCUUGAGCCCCACUACAUCUACUCUGAAGAUAUUAUUUAUGAAGAACAGAGCUGGACAGAUGAAAAAGAUCAUAGAUCAUCACAGCAUGAAGUUGUGUCACAGAAAUUGUCCACAGUCAGCGAUGGUAGGUCACCACUGAGUGAGUAUGCAGCCAUAGACAAUUACUCUCUGGAUGAGGACAUUGGGCAGAUCGAGUGUGUAUCCUCUGAGGAUUACGUGGAGAUUGGGGAUGAUGAUGAUGAUGAGGAGGAAGGCAACAACAACAGAGGUCAGAGCAUCACAGGUCCAUGUCAGAAAACCACAUCCAUGGAAAGUGAGGAGCUCAGAGCCCAGAUCGCUGAUGGUUUGUUAAAUCCCAAUAACAGACGGUUUAGACUGGUGUCUAUCUCAGUACCAGCAGACACCGACUCUUCUUUGGCCUCUUCCUUCUCAGACAGCCAGCUGCUCUCUCUUGACUGCUCAGAUGUGUUCAGGAACGAGGAGGACCUGGAGGGCCAUAUUGUACCUUACCUGGAUGAGACCACAGACACAGAACAGGACCUCAGUGAUGAGCAUGUCUAUGAAGAAGCAGGGCUGGAUUCAGAAGGGGAGAACUUCCUCCCCUUUGACAGGAAGUCAAUGGUGAUGCGGUCCCGCUCGCUGUCUGGGAAAGUACCCGGUUGUGUACCUGAAACAGUUCCUGAGGAGGCGGGUUCAGAAUGUCCCCUUCAGAAGUACUUCAUGAUGGGAUAUGAACGGACAGAACCUCUGCUGAGCAGCAGUCCAAUGUUAGGCACAGCCCGGGCUAAGAUCUCCUCCAAACCUCAAAAUGUUGUUCUAUAUCCCCGUUCCUUCUCCAUGGAGGGACGGGACAUUUCUUUGUGUGUGUACAGGGAGGGUGAGAAUUUCUUGAAGGAGAGUGGCCACAUGAAGAGGGGGGAGGACAGUCUGUCCCUGCCGUGUGUUAUAGGGUCUUCUGGGAGCUUUUCCCAGAUCUCCUCCCUGCCCUCCAGCAGCCUCUCCACACCUACAUCUGUGGUGGACAUCCCUCCACCCUUCCAGCUGGCCCACAUCAGUAAGAAGCCCAUCACCAAGAGCUCCCCCUCCCUUUUCAUUGAAGGAGACUUCCCUGACCGAAACAAGAAGAAGAAAUCCUCCUUCAAACGCUUCCUGAUGCUCAAGUUCAGACGGAAAACAGAGAGUAAGCCCCUCGUGGAUGCAAAUCAGUCUUCCAGGUUCUCUUCAGAGUCCGGCAACCACUCCUCAGGUCGGGUCCUGGAUUUAGACAGGCGGAGCACAGGCAGCUCCCCGCAGCUCAUGUCCCGGUGUGUCAACAAAACCCAGCGCUCUCCGGAAUCCCCUUCCACAUUUCUCUUCUACAAAGACGGAAGGAGAAAAGGAGGGUCUGUCGCAUUCGCCAAUCGUAAUGUGGCACGGGUGGAGUCAUUCGAGGACCGCUCGCGGGCCCCCUUUACACCCCUACCUCUAACCAAGCCACGCUCCAUCUCCUUCCCCAAUGUAGACACAUCUGAGUAUGAGAACAUUCCUGCCAUUAGCUCAGAUUAUGAGAAUAUCCAAAUCCCGUCCUGGAAGCCGAUGAGACUGGGGACCUUCGCAGAGUUCUUUGAGCAUCCACGCCGGGUGUUGUCCUCCUCCAAUGAAACAGAUGGAUAUGUGGACAUGAGCAGCCUACCUGGGUUUGAACACAAAGCUCAGUCAACUGAGCAGGACACUGAAAGUGCCUACACAGAAGCCUACAAUGUGUGCUCCAUAGUGGUAGGCCCACCCAGUGUGUCUGAGGGGGAGGUGGGGGGAAUAACAGCCGAUGAAGAAGACGCAGGGCGCACCUCAGAGGACGAAGAUGGGGUCGAGAGUGGUCAUGAUCGACAGACAGAUGGGCGAUCCAGAGCGUUUUACAUUGCUAAGGAGCUGGUGGACACUGAAAGAUUACACGUGAAAGCGCUUAAACUUCUGCAAGAGGACUUCAGAGAGGCAGUGGGGGCGGCUGUGGGAGAGGAGGGGGAGCCUGUGUUGGAGGAUGAGAUGCUGAGGGAGAUUCUCAAUGAGCUGCCGGAUGUUUACACCUUCCACCGCAGACUGCUUACUGAGCUGGAGAACCGCAUCCGUCAGUGGGAAGAGAGCCAGAGGAUUGCAGACGUUAUCCUGUCCAGGAAGUCGGAGUUUGUUGUCUUCACAACCUAUAUUGGUCACUAUGACCGCAGCAUGAGCUUACUAGAGGAGAGCUGUCAUGGCUCACCAGCCUUUGCUAACAUCGUCCACCAAUUUGAGCAGAGUCCAGUUGGUGUGAAUGUCUCUCUCAAACAUCAACUGCUGCAAGUCAUAGUUCGGGUAGCCCAGUACCGCAUGCUCCUCACAGAUUAUCUGAACAACCUGUCCCCGGACUCCAAAGAAUAUGAAGACACACAAGCUGCUAUAGUGAUAGUGUCAGAUAUCGCCGAUCAAGCCAAUGACAGUUUGAUACAUGGGGAGAACCUGUUGCGUCUAGUCAAUAUAGAGUACAGUGUCCGGGGCCAGAAGGACUUACUUCAGCCAGGCAGGGUGUUUGUGAAGGAGGGCACCCUGAUGAAGGUUAGCAGGAAAUGCAGACAGCCGCGACACUUGUUUCUGAUGAAUGAUGUGCUGUUGUACACGUACCCCCAGCAGGAUGGCAAAUACAGACUGAAAAACACUCUCCCUCUCACUGGCGUAAAGGUCAGUAAGCCUAUCAUAGAACAUGUGCAGAACUCUCUGAGGAUUGAAGGAGCAGACAUCUCCAUCACCAUGUCAGCAAGCUCCAGCAGUGAGAGAGAGGACUGGUUCCACACACUUAGCCGUACAGUGGCUGACCUCCACCCCAGGGGAUCCUCUUCAUUAAGCUGUUCAGGAGAGUCCAGAGAGCGUGUGUGGCUAGCUCUGGGAGAGAAGGCUCCUACACUCGUGCCUGUUUGUCAUGUGAUGAUGUGCAUGAACUGCACCUCGGACUUCAGCAUCACUCUACGCCGACACCACUGCCAUGCCUGCGGGAGGGUGUGUCUACCAAACACAAACACAUACAUACCUGUAUGCUCUGUGCCGUUCUGUGUGCUGAAUGUGUUGAUUUCGCCCCGUCCUGCUAUACAGAUAGUGUGCCGGAGCUGUUCCAGAAACCGCUACCCUCUGAAGUACCUGAAGGACCGCAUGGCUAAAGUGUGUGACCACUGUUACAGCGAACUCAAGAAGAGAGGGGGAGAUGUGUGUGGCCCAACAGGUCAUGACAGUCCUCGCCCCAACCGCUCCAGUCGGCCCCUUUCUGCCGUCUUCCAGAACAUUCACCCUCCAAGCCUGUGGAAGAACCGCAAAGGCACUGCAUCUCUGGCCCAGGUUCAUGUGUCUGAACAGGGCUCUGUCAGCGGCAGUUUGCAGCGCAGUAAGAGAAGCAAGAGGAACUGGAAAAGAUUGUGGUUCCUUCUCAAAGACAAGGUGCUUUACACCUACCAGGGUCAUGAGGAGAAAGUAGCGUCUGAGAGCUUGCCUUUGCUAGGCUUCACAGUGAAGCAGCCUGAUAGGCCAGAAGGGGAGCAGCAAGCCAACUUAUUCCAACUGUACCACAAAAAAACUCUGUACUACACCUUUAAGGCAGAGGACAAGCACACCGCCCAGAAGUGGGUGAAUGCUAUGGAGGAAGCUACAGUUUUAUAACAUCGGCCUUAAUGGGUGUUUGAACAUGGACCAGCAUGACUGACCUCACCUCACAGACUCAUUCCGAGGACCUGUCUGUUGCCCAAAAAAUGCCUGAAUGUAAAACAAAAAGGGAAGAAGAAAAUGAAAUGGCCUGAAUUGCCUCUGAGGCUGGUGUUUCAACUGAUGUAACAGGAGAUAAGACAAAGCGUCCUUAUUUUUAGAUAGAAGGCGCUCUCAUCCUCUAUUAUCCCCUGUCCUGCAGUAGCAGGUGCGUUGCCUAGGGCCAGGAGAGCUGGGAGCCCAGAUAUGUGCCCAUCCAGAAAAUUCCAUCACGUAAUCUUGUAACUGAAAAAAAGGAUUUUAACCUGAGUUUGAGAAUUUGAGAACCUGCUGUUUUGUUAAAAUAAAAUAAAUAAAAUAACAUUUUAAAUUACAUUUUAUAUACACUGUAUUUAUAAAUCCAGAUAUUAUGAACAUGACUAAACUGAAUGUGUUUACCAAAUGCCAUUUGCAAUGUAGUGUUUUAUGUGAUGUUGCCAAAAGUGAAUGAAGAAGCGGGCCUAUGUGUAGCCUUGUCACAGUGCAUGUUGUAUAAUGGCCAGGUCUUAAAGAAGAGCGCAGCAAUACAAAAAUAGAACACUGUAACAAAUGAACGACCUGUUUCUUGUUCUUUCACACAACAUGUUCCUCUUUAAAACGAGCCAACUGGGCAUGGAGAACCUUAACACCAGAACUGCAGGUUCUGCUCCACGUAUAAAAUUAUGUUGCAUUUAAAGCAUAUGUUUUUUACAUUGUAACUUUCUCAUGUACUGUAUUUUCUGAUAUGGCCUUGCAGCUAUGUGCAAAUAUGCAUAUGUACAUGUGCAUAUUUUGAUAGGCAACGUUAUUUUGCUUUAUUUGCACUGAUAAAAAAGACAAAAGACCUGAAAAAAUAAGUGUCAUCUUUCUUUUCUUUUUUUGACUUUGUUGCCAAAAGUCUAUUGUUUGUCUCCAUUGUUCUGAAUGUGUUCUUAGAAGUAGCAAAUAAUUGUCCAGAAAGACAAAAUCAUACUGCUGCUACUUCCUAAAUACAACAAAUGUAAAACAUUACAAUUUAAGAUCAAACUUUAUUGAUUGAAGUAUACCCACUUCAGUUAGCACUGCACCUCUGAUGUGGACUGCUAGGACUCCUAAUACUGGCUUUAUAAGGAGAGUAGCCAUCCUAGUGUUUGUUAUGUAAAAUCUAUUCUCAGUCAUGAUAUCCAAAAUGGACUUAAUCCUCGAGGAGUUUUUUAUUUUAUUUCAAACUGUGGAGUAAAAAUGUGUGGGCAGUUCUCUUGUUCAACAGUUUCACUGUUGUUUUAUGAAGUUCCCCUCUAUGUCCUCUAGAUGGCGUGCAGAAUGAAGGUUGAGGACAUUCAAGUUCUUGUUGACUGCCUUUUGACUCGGACUUCAACAAGUACAGCAACAGUACAAAAACACAUAUAUAAAUACUAGGUGUAAGGACCCAGUAAGCUAUCUAGAUCCCUACCCUCUGUUUUCACAGCGA
Molecule: messenger RNA, 6958 nt
Organism: Hypomesus transpacificus
Lineage: Eukaryota; Metazoa; Chordata; Actinopteri; Osmeriformes; Osmeridae
Product: FYVE, RhoGEF and PH domain-containing protein 5-like
Exons: 20
Coding region: 604-5448 (1614 amino acids)
Cellular component (GO): cytoplasm
Molecular function (GO): metal ion binding; guanyl-nucleotide exchange factor activity
Source: RefSeq, a predicted model, not a curated record